CCAUGACCCCUCCACACAGACGACCCCAUUCCAGAGGGCUACAGGCUGGCUCUCCUCCUUCCAGGAUCCAUCUCUGUACUAUGGAAACACACACAGAUUACACACCCCCUUGCUGCUGGAAGAACUCCCUGACAGAUGCAAAUGCACUAAGAGGCCCACGGCUGGUGUCUGGGAAGAUCGGGGGAGCUGUCACCAUCCAUUGCCAUUAUGCCCCCUCCUCGGUCAACAGGCAUCAAAGAAAAUACUGGUGCCGCCCGGGGCCUCCAUUGUGGAUCUGCUACACCAUCGUGUCCACCAACCACUACACUCACCACGACUACAAAGGGCGUGUGACUCUUACUGACUUUCCUCAGAGCAGUUUGUUCAUGGUGAAGCUGUCCCAACUGUCCCCGAAUGACACGGGACUUUACCGCUGUGGCAUUGGGGACCGAAAUGACAUGCUGUUCUUCGAGAUGAAUCUGAUUGUGUCUGCAGGUCCUUCCAACACCACCUAUGCAGCAGCUCUAACUUCUGCUGAGCUCAUCACAGCAUCUCCAGGGAGAGCUGAAGCAACCAACAGAUGGACCUUGGGAGUCACCCAGACUCUAGAAGGUGGGAGCUCAGAAGGGGACAGAACAACUCCAACUACAGCUAACAGAUGGACCCCAGGAGUCACCCAGACUCUAGAAGGUGGAAGCUCAGAACAGGACAGAACAGAUCUAACUACAGCCAACAGAUGGACCCCGGGAGUCACCCAGACUCUAGAAGGUGGGAGCUCAGAACAGGACAGAACAACUCAAACUACAGCCAACAGAUGGACCCCAGGAGUCACCCAGACUCUAGAAGGUGGGGGCUCAGAACAGGACAGAACAGAUCUAACUACAGCCAACAGAUGGACCCCAGGAGUCACCCAGACUCUAGAAGGUGGGGGCUCAGAACAGGAUAGAACAGAUCUAACUACAGCCAACAGAUGGACCCCAGGAGUCACCCAGACUCUAGAAGGUGGGGGCUCAGAACAGGAUAGAACAGAUCUAACUACAGCCAACAGAUGGACCCCAGGAGUCACCCAGACUCUAGAAGGUGGGGGCUCAGAACAGGACAGAACAGAUCUAACUACAGCCAACAGAUGGACCCCAGGAGUCACCCAGACUCUAGAAGGUGGGGGCUCAGAACAGGACAGAACAGAUCUAACUACAGCCAACAGAUGGACCCCGGGAGUCACCCAGACUCUAGAAGGUGGGGGCUCAGAACAGGACAGAACAGAUCUAACUACAGCCAACAGAUGGACCCCAGGAGUCACCCAGACUCUAGAAGGUGGGGGCUCAGAACAGGACAGAACAGAUCUAACUACAGCCAACAGAUGGACCCCGGGAGUCACCCAGAUUCUAGAAGGUCAAGGCUCAGAACGGAACAGAACAGAUCUAACUACAAGAAUAAGCAAAACUAUAGCUUCAGCCAAUGGAAGACAAACCCCAAGAGCAGCCAGGACAAUGGUUCCAGGGACAAGCAGCAGAGAGGAGGGCUCUAUCAAGGCAAUAGUUCCCACUCCACAGAGUCCAGAUUCAAAAUCAAAAAGCAUGUUCAGCACAACCCAGGGUGUUUUGAUAUGGGGCACCAGAAACUCAGCAACAACUAGUGCUAGCACCAGUGAAGGCGAGAAGAAAGGCACGACUCCAGCAGCUGAUGGGCCGCAGGAGGAAACAGAGGUCAGCAUGUCUCCAGAAGCACUCAGGAAGACCACAGGAGCCAACAGACCAUCAGUCCUGAUCUCAGAAAAUGUGACCUUGGAAACUCUCCAAGAAGCAAUGGAGGCUUCUAAUCAGCGAACGCUAGACUCUGCGGAAGAGUCAUCCCCAGCUCCAAACGCAUGGACAGAGAAUACUACACAUAUGCAAAUGACAUCUGGAAGCAUCGACUGGAGCCUAGAAAACACUGGUGGAGAAAGUAGACCCGCAGCACCAAGUCAACUUUCACCAGAUGGCCCUAUGCGGACCCCUGGCAAUGAGUCAUCCAUGAAGAGUGCUUUUACAGAAGGAGAAAGCAACUCUUGGAUCCUGACUCCAGUCUCCACUGUGCUGGUCCUGGUUCUGCUUGCGUCUCUGGUCCUACUAAAAAGGCGACUCCGGAGAGAGAGGACCUCUAAGGAGGCAGAAAGGCCACCAAGGAUCACCCUAAUUCAGGUGACACAUCUCCUACCAGACAAGCUCCCCAAUGUGGGAAAAAACUUGCACCAAGGUGACCUUCCUCCUGCCCAAGGCAGCCUGUUUGUCCUGGAGGACCAGAACCCUGAGGAUGGAAAAGUAAACAGCUCAGUCACCAUGGAAGGAGGACCAAGACCAGAUCUCUCCAAGGCUUCUUCAUCCCCUUCUCAUCUUCACCCACACAAAGACUAGCCAACUGAGCUCAGCCUCCAACUGGGGACACCGGGCCUACCAGCUCGGGCUUCAGAGGGUCAGGCACUCUCUGCAGCCAAAGGUGACAGCACAAUUAUGCAAAGAAGGCUUCAGGAAAGGGCUUGCGAUCUGGCUGUUUUUAAACUGCUUAGUCCACUGCCCCUUAUAAGCUUCUUUGUACC
This is a messenger RNA of Mesocricetus auratus (golden hamster), 2554 nucleotides long. RefSeq names its product Fc fragment of IgA and IgM receptor (gene Fcamr). Bases 3 to 2372 code for a protein of 789 amino acids. The transcript has 5 exons. The record is from RefSeq and is a predicted model, not a curated record. Gene Ontology annotation, cellular component: plasma membrane. Gene Ontology annotation, molecular function: transmembrane signaling receptor activity. NCBI's taxonomy places the organism in Eukaryota, Metazoa, Chordata, Mammalia, Rodentia, Cricetidae.